ACGCACUUUAUAACGUCCAGGAGAAAGAAAAAAAAAAGCGAACUUUUCUUUUUCUCCAAAUUUACUUGGCUUUUCGUCGCGAUUAUUACAUUAAGAUUAUAUUAGAUUAGAUUUUUUUUGUAUUGGAAUAUGCUUCGCUUCAGUCGCUCUCAUUCUCAUCGCGGGUCCGUUCUCUUCAUUCAUCUCAUCUUUUAAAAGAGGAAGGCGUCCAAUCGGUAAUCCUGUAAUUUUCCAUUUUCGUGGGUUUUUUCCUUUAAAAAUUAGUAAUUUGGUUUGUUUCUCUAAACUGGGUGGUUGUCAAAUUUUGGCCUUGGUGUGAGAUUUUGAUUGUCCGCGAUCUUGGUUCGUUUCUCUUCUUUGAAUUUUUCUACAAUUUAAUCUUAGAUUUUUGGGAAAAUUUCUCAUCUGGGUAGAGAAAAUUUUGACAUUUUCUCAUCUGGGUAGUUGAAAAUUUUAGUUGAUUAUUGAUGAUUUAUCUGGGAUUGUGUGUUAAUAAUUAUUUGAGGGGCUCUAGAAAACAGAAUGAAAUAGUAUAUCAAAAUGACAUUUUAUUAUCUGGGUAGUUGGAAAAAUUAGUUGAUUGUUGAUGAUUUAUCUGGGAUUGUGCGUUAAGAAUUAUUUGAAGGGGUAAUCGAAGUCAGAAUUAGAUAACAGAUAAAUUAGAACUUCUUUUAUUCCUGAUUUGGGUUGUUAAAUAUAGGUUUUCGUGCCAGAGGUCUCUGUAAGACUGUCAUUGAACCUGGGGUUUAAAAUUAGUACUAUUUGUUGUUUAGACCUAAAAAUUUCAAGUUCUAUGAUCUGGGUUGUCGAAAAGAUCGUACCUUGGGCAGAUGUAUGCUGUAGAGAAACUCAGCAGCUACAUCACUCGAGGAGUUUACACCGUCUCUGGACCCUUUCACCCUUUUGGUGGAGCUGUAGAUAUUAUCGUGGUCCAGCAGCAGGAUGGGAGCUUCAAAUCCUCACCAUGGUAUGUUCGGUUCGGUAAAUUUCAAGGAGUUUUAAAGGCAAGAGAAAAGGUUGUCACCAUUUGUGUCAAUGGAGUUGAAGCUGGGUUCCACAUGUACUUAGAUCCCAGAGGAGAGGCUUACUUUCUUAAGGAUUCUGAUACAGAAGAAGGGGAGGACUUUGAAUUAUCUCCACCUUCAUUCGGAGGUGAAGUAGAUGAAAAGGUCAGGAGUUUGAGCAAGGCCCAGAGCUGCAAUUUUGAUGGAGGUCAGAGGGAGCCAAUUGUUCCUCUUGAGAAUGCGAAUACAAAGACUGUUUCAAGGGCUAAUUCGAGGAGGUCUAGGAUAUUUGGGCUUAUGUUUGGGAAUAAGUCGAUGAACGAAAAUGACCAGGGAGCCAAUGUUGAUGGGUUGAGGUCAUUGGAGCAUGCAGAAGUUGAAGCUGAUCUCUUAGAAACUAAGUGGUCGAAAAUUCACCAAUCAAAUGACAACACCAAUGAUAGUUUUAUGGAAAAAUGUGAUGAAAGUGUUAUUGACAACAAAAUUGUUAGUUCUUAUGAGGAUGGCAUGGUUGUUGAUUUUCCAACGACUACUGUAAGUACAGAGCAGUAUGCAGAAGUAGCAGUUCAUAAUUCUCCAAUGGUAGCUUCUAAAAGUGUUGGUGAUGAUUCAAAUACUGGAGAAUCAGUUGAUUCCAGUGGUGAGAUAUUGAGUGAUAACCUUCAGCCUAAUAUUGUCAGAGAAGUGCAUUUUGAAGACACAAUUACUCAAGCUUCAACCUUAAGAACCCAUGAGAAAGUCCUCGAGGUUUACACCUCGGAAACCGGUGAUUUGGGUGAUAAAAGUAAAUUGGUUUCUGAAUCUGUGUUAUUAGAAUCUGAUGAACAUAUUAUAUCAUCAAAGGGAUCUGUUCUUGAUAGGUUUACAAAUUAUGCACAAAUUAUUGGUUCAAUGACUGAUGAACUGACUGUGGUAGCAGUAGAGCAUGAAUCAGAAGAUACGAAGCGUGACUCUCAAGCUCAUCUUGAAUCAGAUAGAGCAACAGAUAGAGAAAAUUAUCAUGUUCCUGCAGCCAAUGAUAUUUCCUCUAUCUCAAACAAAGGUCAAGAAUUCGAGAAUGUUGGCAAUGAAUUUGAUGGAGAAAAACAUUGCCUUCAGAAUAGGCUUAACAUUUCUCAAGAUGAAUCCAGUUUCCCAUUGUCAGAGAGUUUGGAGGAUGAGCAAUUGCAAUUCAGUGAUAUUGACAGUUUUGCUGUUAAACAGGUCAACCACGAUGUACACAGCAUUUUGAUUGAGGAAUACGAGUCAAAAAAUACAAAUGAAGAAGAAUGCUUUGAGAGGGUGGAAGGAAGUCAGACUAGUCCACUUGCUAUUCCCAUAAGCACACCUCGGUUGUCAAUAGAAUCUGAACUGUUAACCAAAUCUUUACCCAUCAUCUGCUCCCAAAUCCAUGACCUUGAAAUCUCCAGUCUUCUUCACCCUGUAAGCUGCUCGUUAGAUAUUAAUGUUGGAAGCUCUGAGAAGAAUUUUCUGAAGAAGGAGAUGUCUCACUUCACGAAGUUGGCAUCAGAUUCCAACUUUAUAUCUGAAGCUGCUGCUACAGCUGUUGGAUCUGAGAAAAGGGAAGGCCAUAAUGGCAACUUACUUAAUCCUACUGCUGAGUUGUCCCUCUGCAAACAUUUACUAUUUGAGGGCAUGGGCGCGGAUGCCGCUUCCAGAGUAUUUGAGGCUAAUAAGAUACUUGAACCUCAAGGUAGGAUUGCUGUGGAACAGUAUGAGAAGAAUUCCAGUGCUGAUCCUUCAGCGGCUAUAAUUCCAUCUGAAGGAAGCUGGAGACUCUGGCCGUUCAGUUUAAAGAGAGCAAAAACCAUUAGUACUGUGCAUUCAGCCCCUGAAAAUGUGGAUGCUUCUCCCUUGAGAAGUCAAAGCUUGGCGGUUCACGAUUAUAUGCUAAGAGCUAAAUUCCCUAAAAAGAAGGUGCGGUCAAUUACUCCGACUUCAGAGGAUCUUGCUUCACUGAAUCUUAGAGAAGGUCGAAAUAUAAUAACAUUUACCUUCUCAACUGCAAUGCUUGGGCAGCAACAGGUGGAUGCUAGGAUAUAUUUAUGGAAAUGGAAUACUCAAAUAGUUAUCUCAGAUGUCGAUGGAACAAUUACCAAAUCAGAUGUUCUUGGUCAGUUUAUGCCUCUUGUUGGUAAAGAUUGGUCCCAGACUGGUGUUGCACAUUUGUUCUCAGCAAUUAAGGAAAAUGGAUAUCAAUUGCUUUUUCUGAGUGCACGUGCAAUUUCUCAGGCUUAUAUAACAAGGCGGUUCCUUUUCAACCUUAAACAGGAUGGAAAAGCACUUCCUGACGGUCCUGUUGUAAUAUCUCCUGAUGGUCUCUUUCCUUCACUUUAUAGAGAAGUUAUCAGAAGAGCUCCUCAUGAAUUCAAGAUCUCAUGCUUGGAGGACAUAAGGGCAUUAUUUCCUCCAGAAUGCAAUCCCUUCUAUGCUGGCUUUGGCAAUAGAGAUACUGAUGAGUUCAGCUACCUCAAGGUGGGCAUUCCUAAAGGAAAAAUCUUCAUUGUUAAUCCGAGGGGCGAAGUCACAGUGCACCGCCGAGUUGAUAACAAAUCAUAUACCUCACUUCACACACUAGUGCAUGGCAUGUUUCCACCCAUCUCCAGAGUUGAACAGGAAGACUUCAAUUCAUGGAACUACUGGAAAUUGCCUCUUCCUGAUGUCAACUUUUGAGCGCCAACAUAUACUCACACUCCAUGAUGAGGUCAAAUGCCUAUUUGCGUGAAAGGGCGAAGAGUGUAUUGAUAUCCAUCACUCAGAAUCUUUCAGGCCAACUGCCGUUGGUUGAAAGAGCAUCAUAUAGAGGAGCAGAGAGUGUAUAUAUACGUAUGGAGAGACCUAGAUUGCACAUACCUUGAAAGUUUUUAUAGUUAAUCUCCCAUAAGACCCAUCCAAGCAACGGUGACUUUUCUGUACCCAUUAUUUUUUAUUGUAUGUAAUGAGAGCAGAACCGGUUGCAAUUGCAAUCGACAUUACUUGUUUAUAAUAGCAAACUCGUUCUUUUCGAGUAAUGGGUGUGCAUGAGAUAAUAUACGAUGCAUUGUUAUUGUUGUACUGUUCAUUUAUUGAACUGUGACGCAACCCAAUUUGAGAA
Molecule: messenger RNA, 4098 nt
Organism: Asparagus officinalis (garden asparagus)
Lineage: Eukaryota; Viridiplantae; Streptophyta; Magnoliopsida; Asparagales; Asparagaceae
Product: phosphatidate phosphatase PAH2-like
Exons: 12
Coding region: 831-3677 (948 amino acids)
Molecular function (GO): phosphatidate phosphatase activity
Source: RefSeq, a predicted model, not a curated record